This is a messenger RNA of Panicum virgatum (switchgrass), 3422 nucleotides long. Its product is annotated as G-type lectin S-receptor-like serine/threonine-protein kinase LECRK4. The transcript has a single exon. Bases 752 to 3142 code for a protein of 796 amino acids. The record is from RefSeq and is a predicted model, not a curated record. Lineage: Eukaryota; Viridiplantae; Streptophyta; Magnoliopsida; Poales; Poaceae. Gene Ontology annotation, molecular function: protein serine/threonine kinase activity; ATP binding. Gene Ontology annotation, biological process: protein phosphorylation.
ACACGUAUGUCCUGUUAUUAGAUUAUAUGUUCUAGUUCUACAGAAAAUAUCAGGAAACAAUGCAUUAACAAAAGCAUACGGUAAACUAUUCUUGGCCUGAAAGAAAAACGUAAUAAAAACAUCUAGGGAAUUUCAACCUCCUUCCAAUCUGAUCGCCAGUAUAAAUCUCAUAUAAUUUCAACCUCCUUGUUGCAAUCUGAUCGCUAGUAUAAUUAAAAUAAGGCACUUAGCGUGUUCCUCACGUGUAUAUAAUCUCAAACUAAUCAGCUGGCAUGAAUGGUACUGGUAGUAAGUACUGUUCUGAAGAAAUUAUGACUGUUCUGAAGAACUGAAGAAUAACUGGAAGCAUCUCGGGUAGACUGAAUAAUUUGAGACCAGAAAUAGUAAUUGUGCACCUGCCUUCACGCAACCGUCAAUGCAACCUACUAGAAAAUAUCUGUCUUUUCCACUGUAGAACUUGUAAGCAUGUGGAAAGUUCGGCCUGACAAGAAGAGUAAGACAAGGGCAUACUUUCAAACAUCCACAAAUCACUAUGCGUCCAGCAAGGAGUAAGACAAGCGCACAGACAAGGACCAAUGCUCGUGGAGCAGCCAACUGCCAUGAUUGACCAGUUCAAAGCUGCCUACUGUUACACCACAUGAUGGUCAUGAUGACCAAUGGAGUGUCAAGUCAAGUCAACGAAGACUCUAAAAAUCAGGAGGCGAUAAGUUUGCCAUCAUAUGUAAGAACCGAGCCACAAAUCAAAUGAACCAUGGCACCUCUCCUCUUGUCCUUGCUCCUGCUGCUGUCCUCUACUUCUCUUCAAGCUCAACAGAACAUAACCUUAGGCUCCUUCUUGGUACCCGAAGGGCCCAACAGAUUUUGGCUCUCACCGUCCGGCGACUUCGCGUUCGGCUUCCGGGCAAUUGAGGGUAACGCCUCCACCUAUCUGCUCGCUAUCUGGUUCGACAAGACCAGUGAUAAGACAGUGGCUUGGUAUGCCAAGAGUACUGGUGCAGAUCCAGCGCUGCUACAAGUUUCAUCCGGUUCACGCCUGCAGCUCAACUCCUAUGGGGCGCUCUCACUCCAGGAUCCCACGGGCACAGAGGUAUGGAAUCCUCAAGUUGUGGGUGCAGCCUAUGCUGCCAUGCUCGAUGCUGGAAAUUUUGUACUUGUUGCUGCAGAUGAAUCUACCAAAUGGGAGAGCUUCAAACACCCUGCAGAUACCAUCCUGCUUUCUCAGGUGCUCACCCCAGGAAUGAAUCUCCGCAGCCGUAUCAUCCCCACAGACUACUCCAAUGGCCGGUUCCUCCUUGACCUGCAAAGUAUCGGUGUUUUUCUUUAUACUGUUGCUGUUCCCUCCGGUAAACAAUAUGAUCCCUAUUGGUCAAUGCCUGUGAACAUUACAAAUGUGGUGUUCAAUGCGACUGGCGUGGUAUACAUCACCUUGGAUAACAGGACACAAAUUAGUAUGACAUCUGGGGUCACCGGCUCCAUGGCAGACUACUACCACCGUGCUACACUUGACCCAGAUGGUGUGUUCAGGCAAUAUCGGUACCCAAAGAAGGUCAGCAACCUGAGUAGUCAGGCAUGGGCAGUAGUGGACUUCAAGCCCCCAAAUAUCUGUGAAGCACGACUGACAAAUGAUGGAAGCGGUAUUUGCGGGUUUAAUAGUUACUGCAUGUUCAAUGGCACAAACAACCAGAGUAUUUGCAUAUGUCCAGAGCAGUACUCAUUUAUUGAUGAGGAGAGGCAGUAUAAAGGCUGCAAACCUGAUUUUGAACCACAAAGUUGUGAUUUGGAUGAAGCAGCUGCCAAGAUGCAGUUUAAGUUGGUAGUGAUGAGCCGUGUGGAUUGGCCUCUAGCUGACUAUGAGCAGUAUGCCCCCAUAACUAAGGAUCAGUGCCAGCAACUCUGUCUAACAGAUUGUUUCUGUGCUGUUGCCGUCUUCCAUGAUCAAGAUAAUACAUGUUGGAAGAAGAAGAUGCCUUUGUCAAAUGGCAAAAUGGGGGAUGAUGUGGAGAGGACACUUUUCGUCAAGGUACGAAAGAACAGUACACAGUCUGAGCUUGUUGGUUCAAACAAAUGGAAGAAAGACAAGAAGUACUGGAUCAUUGGAAGUUCACUAUUUCUGGGAAGCUCUGUACUGAUUAACGUUCUGCUCCUAUCUGUUAUAUUUUUUGGUACUUACUGUACUAUCACCAUAAAGGAAGCCCCAUCCCUGCAGUCAUCAAACAAAAUAGGAUUGCCCUUGAAAGCCUUCACUUAUAUUGAGCUUGAGAAGGCAACCAGUGGAUUCCGGGAAGUGCUUGGCACUGGUGCCUCCGGGAUUGUGUACAAGGGCCAGCUACAAGAUGAUCUCGGUACUGAGAUUGCUGUUAAGAAAAUUGACAAGCUUGAGCAUGAAACAGAGAAGGAGUUCAGUGUUGAAGUCCAAACUAUUGGACAGACCCACCAUAAGAACUUGGUUAGGUUGCUAGGUUUCUGCAAUGAAGGAAAAGAAAGGCUAUUGGUGUAUGAAUUCAUGAACAAUGGAUCACUCAAUCAAUUUCUAUUUGGUGAUGCCAGGCUUGAGUGGAACCUUCGAGCUCAGCUUGCUCUUGGAGUGGCAAAGGGGCUGCUAUACUUACAUGAGGAAUGCAGCACACAGAUUAUCCAUUGUGACAUAAAGCCCCAGAACAUCCUUCUCGAUAGCAACUUCACAGCAAAGAUCUCAGACUUCGGCUUAGCUAAACUUCUCCGAACAAACCAGACACAAACAAAUACAGGUAUCCGGGGUACCCGAGGAUAUGUAGCCCCUGAGUGGUUCAAAAACAUCGGUAUCACGGCCAAGGUGGAUGUGUACAGCUUUGGGGUCAUCCUGUUGGAGCUCAUCUGUUGUCGGCGGAAUGUUGAGUUGGAGGCUGCGGAAGAUAAAAAAAUACUGACUGACUGGGCAAAUGACUGUUAUAGUUGUGGCAGGGUUGAUUUUCUAGUGGAGGGUGAUGAUGAAGCACUUCUCAAUUUGACGAAGGUGGAAAGGUUUGUGGCAGUGGCAUUGUGGUGCCUUCAGGAGGACCCAACUAUUAGACCUACAAUGCUCAAAGUGACACAAAUGCUUGAUGAAGCAGCUGCAGUCCCCACUCCUCCUCAUCCUUCUUCCUUUAUCAGUUCACUUCCAUAGUAUGGUUCCUGCAUAUUUUAACAUUAUUAUAUGUGUCAACCAACAUAAUGGUGUCAGAAAUUAGAUAUAGUUACCUACUGAAGAAAAAGAUACAUACUGAAAGUUAUUGCCGCAAAUAUUGCUGCAAUGAUGUUCACAUGUACUGUAAAGAGCACUCUGUAUUAUCUGUAGUAAUGGGCUGGAGUAGCUGUUAGGAAGGCAUCACCAUUCCAACAAGAAUAUCAGUUUCCUGACAUAAAUUAUUUUGCUUGAAUAGAAAAUAGUUGUGUGGGGUAUCUCA